AUGUCCAAAUCCUUCCCAUCGUGGUCACUCUUCUCUUCGAUCGAAGAGUACAAUUUGCCAAAUGAUCGAGAACAAGAUGAUGACAUCUUACUAGAUCAUGAGAAGAAGAACAACACCCUCCAAGAGGAUCAAGAUCACGUGAGGUUGCAAGAAGAAGAAUUAUCAAGUGAUCAAUUAUUCACCAAUUCAUCAUCAUCAUCAUUAUCGGAGCAAGAAGAAGAAGAACCAUCUCAGUAUCAACUACUACCCACUCGUAGUACUUUUGACAUUCCCAUCCAGUAUCAAUCGAGUAAGAAAAAGAAAGUUCUCAAGAAAAAAAAGAAAAUGACCACCACCACCACCACCACCACCACCACUACUACUACUACCAGCACUACUACUACUGCAAUGAUACCUUCUUCUUCUCCAAUUCCUCUGGGUCUCACGACGAGCCUCAAAGAUGAAACAAAUGAAAUCAUUCAAAAGUUCACCACUCCUCACCACCACCAACACCACCAAAUUGAAAAGACUCCUUUCACUGAACGAGAAUACUCAAUCAAAUUAUUAGAUGAAAUUAAUUUUCAUUUUCCAAUCUCUUAUUCUAAAAUAAUGACUCGAUCUUUUUUACCAAAAUCAGUGCAAGUCUAUCAAUACAAUUCUGAAUAUUCUUCCAAAGUGUUCGAUUUAGCAUUGAAUUUUGAAUGGAUCAAUUCUCAAAAAAAACAUUUAUUCAAUGAUACAUUUGAUCAUAUUCAGAAUGCCAUUGAUGAAUUAGUGAAAGUACCACGUUAUUUUAAAUCCAAUCGAAAGAAUGUUGAGAAAUAUAUUUCAUCCUUUCUCACUCAAUCCAAUGGAUUCAUCUUUGCAAGUGAUCAUUCCUUUGUUGUUUCAUCAACUCGUGAUGAAUGUUAUGGUCAAACAUUUGUAUUGAAUGUUCAUGCAUUUGACAAGUCCUUGACACAUUCCAAUCCUCAUCAUGACAUCUUUAAAGAUGACGACGUUUCAAGUGUUCAAUUAUUUUGUAUUGAUAUGAAUUCAGAAGAGAAAUUGAUGGCUUACAAAAAUAUUGAACGAGUGAGUUUUCUGACAAUGUCUCAGCAGUAUCGCUAUGAACAACAACAACAACCUACUCCUUCUCAUCCAAUGUAUGGAAAAAGACAUUUUGUGAAAAUGGUUCUUCCAUCUAUGAGUAUAAACUCUAAAAUGGUGAAACUUGCUCAUUCCUUAUUGAUCUUCACCAGUGAUUCUCAUUUGAGUCAAGAUGAUUUUUUAGAAUAUUCAUACACAAAAGCACCCUAUCCUCCUGCAUCCUAUCAUCCCAAUGCCAUGGUUAUUUAUUGUAUUACAAAUAUUAAUGAUCCAGAUCGACUCUCCUUUGAUAUUACACUUUAUAAUUAUCAAAAGGUAGCAAUCGCUGCUGGAAUUGAACACUUGAUCACCAAACGAAAAAAUUAUUCCUUAUGUGUGUGUGGUGGUGAUAUUUUAAUGUUUGGAGGAAUUGAAUUGUAUUCUAAUGAUGAUCAUAAUAAGGAUGGAGAGAGAAAUAAUGGUAAUACUACUAGUACACGUCCUAAUGGUAAUAAUGCUGCUCAUAGUCAUCAUCGUGUAAAUAGUCAUCUCUAUGUGAUUCAAAGUCAAUCGAAUGGUCAAAUUGAUCACAUUGAAAAGAGAACUAGUACUAGUUCAGAAGCAAAUACUCAAUGGCCAUGUGCUCGUCAUUCUCACUCCGUGUGCACCUCAUCCUCUUCCAUGUACAUUUAUGGAGGUAUUGAUGAAAAUGGAAAUAUUUUAAAUGACUUGUAUCGCUAUGAUUGUCAUUCCAAAGAGUGGAAUGAAAUCAUUAUUGAUUCAUUAAUUCCACCAUCACAAGCAGCAUCACUCAAUUCUUCUCUCUUAUUCCAUACUGGACGAUAUUUGAUUUUGAAAUGUAGUGUAGCAAGCAGUGGUAUGACAUUUCAUGAAUUCAUGAAUCAUACAUCAUCAUGUGGCUCAAAUAUGGUUCAAUCCUUUAAAUUGGAUUUGCUUACAAACACUUGGAGUAUGAUUCAUGAUACCAUUCCAACAGCAGUAGUUGAAUCAUUCCAAUCUCCUCCACAUGGAACUAGGAACUACCCUUCCACUUCACCCAUUCUCCUUCAAAAUUGUCAUUGCAUUCUAUCUAUACCAACCAGAGUGAACAGCAACAACAAGACAAGUAAUACUACUAUUACUACUCCUCCUCCUUUACAUCCUCAACAACACACUCCUCCUUUACAUCCUCAACAACAACAACAACACAUCUAUCAACCUACUUCUAGCAGUACUUCUACUCACUCUUCACAUCAUUAUCAAAAACAAUCACAUUUAUUGACCUAUUCUCCAGUUCACAUGUAUGAAAUGGGUACAGACAAACAAUUUGUUGGAAAUUAUUUAUUACAACGUAAAAAAGAAAAUUAUCUUGUGGAUGUUGCAUUUAAAUUACAAGAUGAAACAUUUAGUGAUUUAUCUCAUUAUAUUUUAGCACAUAAAUGUGUCAUUGCUGCUCGAUGUCCAUAUUUAUAUCAACAAAUAUUAGAUUCAAAAGAAAAACUACAGAGAAGUGAUUUCAUGGGUGGAAGUAUUACAUUUCCAACUCAUGAUUUGUGUGAUACCAUUCCUUUGGUGAGAGUUACACAAGGAUAUGAAAAGAUUUUUGAAUUGUAUUUGAAUUUUAUUUAUUGUGGAGAAGUGAAAUUGAAUGCAUGGAGUGGUAUUAAUAGUGGUAAUAAUGGUGGUAAUAAUGGUGGUGGUAAUAAUAGUGGUAAUAAUAGUGGUAUUAAUAGUGGUAUUAAUAGUAGUAGUAGUAGUGGUGGUGGUAAUAAUGAUACUUUACCAAAGAACAAUGUGGACUCUGAAAUUCAUCGAUUUCUUGAAUAUUCCAAACUUGUUUCUCCUCAUUCUCAUUAUCCCUUCUUAUUGAAAUUAUUCAAUCGAGAAUUUAAAAUGGAUAUGAGUCUAUGUGUUGAAGGAUAUCAUCAAUACAUGUCUGAUUUGAAGAGACUCUAUGAAAUCAAAUUAGAAAGUGACAUUCAAUUGAUAUUUGUAAAUAAUAAUAAUACUACUACAACUAGUAGUGGUAGUACUAGUAGUGGAAGUGGUGGUCAAAAUCAUUUAAGGAAUUUAUCAUCAAACAGUAUUGGUGCACAUCGAUUAUUCUUAUCACGAUCACCCUAUCUCUCAAGAGUAUUUGUGACAGGAGGAAUGUAUGAAGCGAAUUCUGAAGUGGUGGAAAUGGAUGAAGAAUAUUCAUUACCAAUUAUGGAAAAUAUCAUUCAAUACUUUUAUACCGAUCAAAUUCAUUUGAAUGGAAAUAAUUGUCUUGCCACAUUGUUACAUUGCAAUUUAUUUGAAAUGCCAGAACUCUCCAUGUGUGCUCGAUCGAUUGCCAUUGAUUUAAUUGAUGAAUCCAAUGUUUGGGAUGUUAUGAAUAUAGCCUUAAGUUAUCAUGAAGUAUCUUUAAGAUUGGCAUGUGAAUCAUUGAUUUCAACACUCAUGAAUCGAGUGUCCAAGAAGGAAGAGUUAUUGGCUUUACCUUAUGAAAUUAGACGUACAAUUUAUGAGAGAUGGCGUAGAAUUGGUCAAAAACAAGGUGUUGUUUCGAGAAAGAGGAGGUAA
Messenger RNA from Naegleria fowleri, 3612 nucleotides. RefSeq lists its product as uncharacterized. The transcript has a single exon. Lineage: Eukaryota; Heterolobosea; Eutetramitea; Acrasida; Naegleriidae. Gene Ontology annotation, molecular function: protein binding. The record is from RefSeq and is a predicted model, not a curated record. The coding region runs from base 1 to 3612 and encodes 1203 amino acids.